UGUACGCCUACGGCAUGCCAAUUUGACUCCUAUUUCACUCCCAUUAUUCCUCUCUCGCUCUCUCCUACCUACGGAGAGAGAAACACUGACACACGCUCAAUUUUAUAAAUAAUCUCGAUUUCUAGGGUUUUUGAUGUUUCACAUUUACGCCAAAAUUAUUUCUUUCCUGAUCUCUUUAUGAUAUAUAUAAUUGCGCCAUAAUCCCAACCCAAUAAUUGAUGAAAAAUUCCUCCGUUUUCGAUCCCAUUAACAGAAGUUCCUAAUUCCCUCGCAAUUUUACUUUUUUCUUUUUCCUUUUUGGCUGGUGUUUUCUUGGAUUUUCUACGCCCAUCGAUUGCCCCACACCGCAAUGCUUUUAAUUUUUUAAUAGCAGGAUCAGCCAAGCGCGCGACAAUCUUGUAUCCCCCUUUUAUUCUGGGUGUAAUGAAGGUUGAGAUCCUACGCUGCUGAUAGCUUCCCAGCAAUUUCUUGCAAUCUUUGUCCACGUUAGCAGCAUCGACAUCGACGUCGCUUUUCAUGGCGGCGCCCCGGAUUCUGGUGGUGGAAACUGGUGGUGGCCGGCUCCUGGAGAAAUAUAAGGCGGAGAAAUUUCCGCUCUCACGCUGGGAAUUCGUGGCGGCUUUUGGUGUAUUUUUGGUGUUCUCAACCGGGUUAUUCUGCAUUUACCUUACCAUGCCUGCGGCCGAAUACCAGAUGCUCAAGCUUCCUCGCAAUCUCGCGGAUCUUCGCUUGCUCAAAGAUCAUCUUGCAAGCUAUGCUGAAGUGUACCCAGCAAAGUUCAUUCUAGGGUAUUGUUCAACAUACAUAUUCAUGCAGACAUUUAUGAUACCUGGGACAAUUUUCAUGUCCUUACUAGCUGGAGCUCUUUUUGGAGUUGUCAGAGGCCUUCUUUUGGUUGUCUUUAAUGCCACUGCUGGUGCAUCAUCCUGCUACUUUCUGUCUAAGCUGAUUGGCAGACCCAUUGUUAACUGGUUGUGGCCCGAAAAGUUGAGAUUUUUUCAAGCAGAGAUAGCAAAGCGGAGGGACAAGUUGCUCAACUACAUGCUCUUUCUGAGAGUUACACCGACAUUGCCAAACCUUUUUAUCAAUUUGGCUUCACCAAUUGUGGAUAUCCCGUUUCAUAUUUUCUUUUUGGCAACUGUUAUUGGGCUCAUUCCAGCUGCUUACAUCACUGUCAGAGCUGGACUUGCUCUUGGUGAUCUCAAGUCAGUCAAAGAUCUGUAUGAUUUUAAGACGUUGGCAUUGCUUUUCCUCAUUGGGUCUGUUUUAUUAUUUCCGACCCUUUUGAAGAGGAAGCGAGUAUAUGAAUAGAGCUGUUUAUGCAUUUCCGCCCAUCUCUGUGGAGAAGGGAGUGGGCAUACAAUGAUUUUCUAAUUUGAUGAAGUAUAAGAAACAGGAGCCGAUUCUGCGUUGUUUGGGGUACAUGUGUAGUGGGAAAGCCUGCUGUUAUUCCUUCAGGAUAUUGCAGUUCCCGACCUGGUUCAUCUAGAUUACAUGGCAGAAACUGUGAAUUUAUAGUAUUAAAAGUUAAGGAACAGGAUACUAUAUAGACGUUUGUUCAAAUAUCAGCCGUAUAGCUGAAAUCCAUUAUGCCCGUAGAAUUAGGAUCUUGAUGUAGGACACAGUGAGGGCUUACAGCAAACAGGUUCUGUGUCCAUAUGCUACCGCCGUCAGUAUCAAUUUAUAUGUACUUGUCCGGGCAGAAACUACACAUUUUUCCCCCCAACUUAAUGAAACUAGAUUCUGAGUUGCAUAUUCA
Messenger RNA from Sesamum indicum (sesame), 1759 nucleotides. Its product is annotated as putative membrane protein At4g09580. The record is from RefSeq and is a predicted model, not a curated record. NCBI's taxonomy places the organism in Eukaryota, Viridiplantae, Streptophyta, Magnoliopsida, Lamiales, Pedaliaceae. Gene Ontology annotation, biological process: autophagosome assembly. Gene Ontology annotation, cellular component: endoplasmic reticulum.